Molecule: messenger RNA, 978 nt
Organism: Venustampulla echinocandica
Lineage: Eukaryota; Fungi; Ascomycota; Leotiomycetes; Helotiales; Pleuroascaceae
Exons: 1
Coding region: 1-978 (325 amino acids)
Biological process (GO): ribosomal large subunit assembly; rRNA processing
Cellular component (GO): nucleus
Molecular function (GO): nucleic acid binding; 3'-5' exonuclease activity
Source: RefSeq, a predicted model, not a curated record
AUGGCACCGGAAUUCUCCAGCAAUUGGAAAAAAUUGCAAGCUGUGUUGCAACAAGAAUCCAAAACCACCGCGGAUAAAAAAAGGAAAGCCCGUCCUUCUCAGAGAACGCAGGAUAGCAUAGCGAAGCGACGAAGGUUGGAGGGAGUCUCGGCCAAACCAGCGACUGGCACAUUACGUCGCACCUCGAAUAAGCGCAGGAUGGGUGCCGCCUCCAGCUCUGGCAAUGUGGAAUCCACGGAACCCGAACCCACAACAUCAGCAGCUCUAGCACUAUGGGCCGAAGACAACGAAAUAUCCGCGAGGGACCUAGCAGAUGCUUAUGGGGGCAGUUUGAAGGAUCCUACAAUUCCCGGAUCCAAAAUCGAUGCCAUAAAUGGUGGAUUAUGCGAAGAUGUGGAGAUUGGGAAAUAUGUGGGCAUUGAUUGCGAGAUGGUUGGAGUCGGUGGUGAAGAGGAUCGGUCGGUUUUGGCAAGAGUUAGCAUUGUCAACUUCCAUGGAACACUUGUAUACGAUUCUUUCGUCCGACCGAAAGAGUUCGUCACAGACUGGAGAACCCACGUCAGUGGUGUGUCACCGAAAAAUAUGGCGACGGCGACGGAGUUUGACGAGGUUCAGGAGGCUGUUGCUACGAUCUUGAAGGAAAGAGUCAUCGUGGGCCAUGCUGUCAAGAAUGACCUAGAGGCGUUGAUGUUAAAUCACUCCAAAAGGGAUAUUCGAGACACUUCCAAGUUUCCUGGCUUCAGGAAGUAUACUGAGGGGAGGACACCCAGCUUGAAGAAGCUCGCCAAGGAAGUGUUAGGAGUGGAAAUCCAAGGCGGCGAGCAUUCCAGUAUUGAAGAUGCUCGAGCUACAAUGCUCCUCUUUAGACGCCACAAGUCUGCAUUCGAUGUCGACCAUGCUAAGCGCUUCCCGGUGCGCACUGCUGGUGCCUCAAGCUCUAAAUCCAACACGAAAAAGAAGAAGAAAAACAAGCGUUGA